GAAGAAUUAAAUGGAAAGCAUCAUUCUAAUGAUUAUUUCCUCUCUUUUCAGCCGCGUUGUCCGCAAGUCCAUCGCCAGAGUCCUCACAGUUAUCAACCAGACACAGAAGGAGAAUCUGAGGAAGUUUUACAAGGGUAAGAAGUACAAGCCUUUGGACCUGAGGCCCAAGAAGACUCGUGCCAUCCGUCGUCAGCUGACAAAACACGAGCAGAACCUGAUGACCAAGAAGAUGCAGAGGAAGUCCCGCCUCUACUCCAUCCGCAAAUUCGCUGUCAAGGCUUGAGAGGCUGUACUGUUGUUUAUCACUGAAAAAAUAAACAUCCCACCCAGGAAUUCA
Molecule: messenger RNA, 337 nt
Organism: Sinocyclocheilus anshuiensis
Lineage: Eukaryota; Metazoa; Chordata; Actinopteri; Cypriniformes; Cyprinidae
Product: 60S ribosomal protein L35-like
Exons: 2
Coding region: 11-283 (90 amino acids)
Biological process (GO): maturation of LSU-rRNA from tricistronic rRNA transcript (SSU-rRNA, 5.8S rRNA, LSU-rRNA); translation
Cellular component (GO): cytosolic large ribosomal subunit; ribosome
Molecular function (GO): mRNA binding; structural constituent of ribosome
Source: RefSeq, a predicted model, not a curated record